Messenger RNA from Lucilia sericata (common green bottle fly), 3122 nucleotides. RefSeq names its product Krueppel-like factor luna. NCBI's taxonomy places the organism in Eukaryota, Metazoa, Arthropoda, Insecta, Diptera, Calliphoridae. Gene Ontology annotation, biological process: regulation of transcription by RNA polymerase II. The annotation marks the transcript as partial. The transcript is spliced from 4 exons. The record is from RefSeq and is a predicted model, not a curated record. Gene Ontology annotation, molecular function: DNA-binding transcription factor activity, RNA polymerase II-specific; RNA polymerase II cis-regulatory region sequence-specific DNA binding.
GUUGGAUCACAGAACAGAAGUUGCAAAGUUGGGUAGUGGUAUUCUAUCAUUAUUUGGGUCUUGAGACCUGCUACGAGUUAGAACGUUAUUUGCGUGAUGAGCCCAAAUUACAGUCCUAUAAAAAACUACACAGUGAAAUUGAUUCCUGGGAAAUAUUCUCAGCACCUGCACGCAUUCUAGAAGAACUUAAAAUUAAGGAACAAAAUUUGGACUCUAUCUCGACUACAUCCUCAGUUUCAUCACAAUGUUCGGGCAUGUCAUGGGACAGUACGGGUUCUCAGUCAUUAAGCUGUUCGGUGGUGGUUAAGAAAGAAAGACUGGACGAUGAAGAUGACGAAGAGGCUCUCAGUUCGGAUAAUGGUGAGGAGAAAAUGAUAAUUGGUGGCAUACAUCACAGUACGGAAUCAUCACAAUCUGCGCUACAACAUGUUUUAAGUACAAGCCAUAUACUAACAACGACGACUGCUACGCCAACCACUACCACAACAACGGUUAUGCAACAAUGCCCGUUAACGGAAAAGGCCAUUAAACUAAGGGUAGUGGCGGCUAAAACUCCUACUGAUCAACAUCAUCAUCACCAUAGUCCUCAGCUUAUUAGUCACACUAAUAAUCAUGAUUAUGCUUUACCCACCCUAACACCGCCCUCAUCGCCUGAAUCCAUACGUACUAACAUCUCAUCCAGCAGUUGUCAUCAGCCACAGCAGCAGCAACAACAACAACAACAUCAAGCAACAGCCCAAAUUGAUGCCAAUGAAUUGGCUGCUCUGAUACAACAACAGCAUAAACAGCAGCAGCAACAACGUCUUGGCCAUCAACAGCAAAAUCAGCAACAAACCCAUGUGCCACCUACUACUACUGCCAUUUUACGUUUUCCCGCCGCUGUCGCUACUACAGCCACUGUAAGUCCCACUACUAGCAACACAGUUCCUCUGUUACAACAGCAACAACAACAACAACACCAGUCACAUAAUGUACAACCAAUAACCACCACUCAACAGCAGCAACAACAACAUCAACAGCAGCAGCAACAACAACAACAAAAACAGUCUCAGUCUCCAGCAAAUCAUGUCAGCACAGCUGUACCUCAUCAUUUGACUAUACAAACAGCUAGUGCUGCUACCAAUACCGAUCCCCAAUCGGUUAACACUACCACUACACAUCAACUCAGCCAUACAACAAACAUUCCCCGCAGCACUAUUGUACGCUUGACCACUACAAAUGGCAAACAGAGUGGUGCCAUUAGUUUGGCCCGUGUCAUACAAAUGCAAAGCAACAAUAGUGGGAAUUUAUCAGUGGCCGCUGCUGCUCUACUCAAUACAGCUCAGGCGGCUGCCGCUGCAGCAGCAGCUGCUGCUAAUGGUGGCAAUGUUGUGGGGAAUACGACGAAUAAUUUGACAUCGGCUCAGAUCACACAGAGGGGUACUCAGCUACAGAAUCCUCAAGUAACAACACUGACCACAAAACCUCAUCAACGUCAACAACAGCAACAGCAGCAGCAACAACAACAGCCAACCUCAGUACAGCAACAACAGCCACAACAACAACAGCAAUUACAUGAACAACACAGUCCUGAUGCUAAGCGCCGGAUACACAAGUGUCAAUUUGUAGGCUGCAAAAAAGUCUAUACAAAAAGUUCACACUUAAAAGCUCAUCAACGGACACAUACCGGCGAAAAACCGUAUAAAUGCUCCUGGGAAGGUUGUGAAUGGCGUUUUGCCCGCAGUGAUGAAUUGACACGUCACUAUCGCAAACACACUGGCGCCAAACCCUUUAAAUGCCGCAACUGUGAUCGUUGUUUCUCACGUUCCGAUCAUUUAGCGUUACACAUGAAACGUCAUAUGUAAAUCAAACUAUAAAACUAACAAACCAUCACCAGCCCGAGAUUAAAAGCGCUAGAGAGAAAGAAAUCUUCCAACUGAAAUUUAAAUAAAUAAAUAUAUUUUAUUUAAUUAUUAAAAAAGAAGCAGUGCAAAAUUCCUGGAAAAAAACAAAACAAAACUAUACUGUAAAACUCCUUACAAAAACGUAAUUUAAAUUAAGUUUCUUUAAGAGCAUUUAAGAGAAGUUGUAGUAUAUAAUUAAGAGCAAAAAAAAAAUUAUUAGAAAAAAGGUAAGUAAAGAGAAAAAGUUUUACACUAGGAGCGUUAUGUGCCAUCAUCAUCACACAUUUUUUUAUCAAAAAAAAAUUAAAAAAACAAACAAACUUUAAGAAAAAUGUAAAUUAAAAAGAAAUUUAAUUUUUAUUUAAGAGAAAAAAAUUUUAUUAAUUUUUUUUAUUAUAAUUUGUGGAGUUGAUAAAAAUAUGUUUUUAGUUUUUUAAGUAAAAUAGUGAAGUAUGAAUGUAUGUAGUAAUAUUAACAAGAACAAAUCAAAUUUCUACCAAAGUAAAGCAAUUUAUGUUUUUUUUUAUAUAUAUAUAGAAGUAAUACGAUAAUUAUUAAUUAAUUAUUAAUUAUGUUUUAAGUAAGUUUUAUUUAUAAGUUUUUCAAAAUUUUCUUUUUUCCAAAACUGUUUAGUAAAAAAUAAUAUUUAGAGUAAAAAAUUUGCUAGUGUAAAGCUAAACACUGCCAAAACAAAAUUAUUACAAAAAAAAAUCAUAACAAAACUUAAAUGAAUUAAAAAUUAUUUUCGCAAAUUUAGAGUUUCCAGCCUGGAUAAUAAUUUACAAAUAUUAAAAUCAAACCAUUUGGGCAAGUAAUUACUUAUAUGACUUAGGCAAACUUUGACAAAAGCUUUUAAUUAUAUUAUAAGCUUUUAAAGCAGCAUUGCUUAGUCAUUUGAUUACUGGCUUAAAAGACUGAAACAUUUUUUUAUUAAUUUGUGCUGAUUUUUAAAAUAAAUUUCCAAAUAUUUGUUUAAUAUUAUAUCUAGGCUUUAGUUUAUAUAUAUGUUUUUUAAAUUUUUUUUAACAAAAUAAAUUUGUUUAUUUUUAUAUUAAAAAUUUCAAGUGCAAAUAAUGUUUCAAACAUUUAUGUUAAAGAUAUUAGUUAUUAAGUUCUCAUAUUUAUUAAUUUGUUGUUUAAAAAGAAAAAACAUUAAACCAACAAUUUUGAUAUAUUAUUAUUUAAAUAAAAAUGGUAUUCUAUUCUAAUCAAUUCUAUUCAAAACUAAAACAAAUUAUU